Molecule: messenger RNA, 5565 nt
Organism: Kogia breviceps (pygmy sperm whale)
Lineage: Eukaryota; Metazoa; Chordata; Mammalia; Artiodactyla; Physeteridae
Source: RefSeq, a predicted model, not a curated record
CUUAACCACUGGACCACCAGAGAAGUCCCUGUGUGUACAUUUUUCUUACCUAGGAAUUUGGGACAUCCUUUUUCAAUAAAUAUUUAGGGGUUCUGCAUUCUAAAGGAAAAAAUAAGCCUGAUUGCAGUUCUACACUCUAAAAUCAAUUCUGAUACUAUAUAACGCCUUUGGACUUCGUUCACUGACCUCCUCUGUCCCUAGCCCUUACUGAUUAGGUUGGGUGUGGAAAAACUGGGGCUUUGAUCAAGCAAAUGCUAAAAAGUCACAUAAGGAAGAUCCUUAACAGUUAUUUCUCAACAAUUAUAUAGUCAACUGAUGUAACAAUGGUACUAAUAUUGGGACGAAGACUAAACAGAGAGGAUCUUGGAGUGCGUGAUUCACCAGCAACAAAGCGUAAAGUUUUUGAAAUGGACCCUAAAUCUCUGACAGGCCGUGAGUUUUUUGACUUCUCUUCAGGAUCGUCCCAUGCUGAAAACAUACUCCAGAUAUUUAAUGAAUUCCGAGAUAGUCGUUUGUUCACAGAUGUUAUCAUUUGUGUGGAAGGAAAAGAAUUUCCUUGCCAUAGAGCUGUUCUCUCAGCCUGUAGUAGCUACUUCAGAGCUAUGUUUUGUAAUGACCACAGGGAAAGCCGAGAAAUGUUGGUUGAGAUCAAUGGUAUUUUAGCUGAAGCUAUGGAAUGUUUUUUGCAGUAUGUUUACACUGGAAAAGUGAAGAUCACUACAGAGAAUGUACAGUAUCUCUUUGAAACAUCAAGCCUUUUUCAGAUUAGUGUUCUCCGUGAUGCAUGUGCCAAGUUCUUGGAGGAGCAACUUGAUCCUUGCAAUUGCUUAGGAAUCCAGCGCUUUGCUGAUACCCAUUCCCUCAAAACACUCUUCACAAAAUGCAAGAAUUUUGCCUUACAGACUUUUGAGGAUGUGUCCCAGCAUGAAGAAUUUCUUGAGCUUGACAAAGAUGAACUUAUUGAUUAUAUUUGUAGUGAUGAACUUGUUAUUGGCAAAGAGGAGAUGGUUUUUGAAGCCGUCAUGCGUUGGGUCUAUCGUGCUGUUGAUCUGAGAAGACCACUGUUACAUGAGCUCCUGACACAUGUGAGACUCCCUUUGUUGCAUCCCAAUUACUUUGUUCAAACAGUUGAGGUGGACCAACUGAUCCAGAAUUCUCCUGAGUGUUAUCAGCUGUUGCAUGAAGCAAGACGGUACCAUAUACUUGGGAAUGAAAUGAUGUCCCCAAGGACAAGGCCACGCAGGUCAACUGGCUAUUCUGAGGUGAUAGUUGUCGUUGGAGGCUGUGAACGAGUUGGAGGAUUUAAUCUUCCAUACACUGAGUGCUAUGAUCCUGUGACAGGAGAGUGGAAGUCUUUGGCUAAGCUUCCAGAAUUUACCAAAUCAGAGUAUGCAGUCUGUGCUCUAAGGAAUGACAUUCUUGUUUCAGGUGGAAGAAUCAAUGGCCGUGAUGUCUGGAUUUAUAACUCACAGUUAAAUAUUUGGAUCAGAGUUGCUUCUCUAAAUAAAGGCAGAUGGCGUCAUAAAAUGGCUGUCCUCCUUGGUAAAGUGUAUGUUGUUGGAGGCUAUGAUGGGCAAAACAGACUUAGCAGCGUAGAAUGUUAUGAUUCCUUUUCAAAUCGAUGGACUGAAGUUGCCCCCCUUAAGGAAGCAGUGAGUUCUCCUGCCGUGACUAGCUGUAUAGGCAAAUUGUUUGUGAUUGGUGGAGGACCUGAUGAUAAUACUUGUUCUGAUAAGGUUCAAUCUUAUGAUCCAGAAACCAAUUCUUGGCUACUUCGUGCAGCUAUCCCAAUUGCCAAGAGGUGUAUAACAGCCGUAUCCUUAAACAACCUGAUAUAUGUUGCUGGUGGACUGACCAAGGCAAUAUACUGUUAUGAUCCAGUUGAAGAUUACUGGAUGCAUGUACAGAAUACAUUCAGCCGACAGGAAAACUGUGGUAUGUCUGUAUGUAAUGGUAAAAUAUAUAUCCUGGGUGGAAGACGGGAAAAUGGAGAAGCCACAGACACUAUUCUCUGUUAUGAUCCUGCAACAAGUAUCAUCACAGGGGUAGCUGCAAUGCCCAGGCCAGUGUCCUAUCAUGGAUGUGUGACUAUUCAUAGAUACAAUGAGAAAUGCUUUAAGCUCUAAAACCAGGAUACCUCACCCAAGAAGCCACAGCAAUCCAAGAUGAGAGGUUUUAAAAACUCCAGAGUGGGAACUUGACAUAUCUCCUUUUUGCAAUAUGCACAGAAAAGUAAAAAUAAGAAUUGUCGUGACUUUCUCCCCAAAAUAUCAAUCUUUCUAACUGUAAUAAAGCCUUUUCUGUAAUUGGGGGGGAAAAAUUGUUGUUGUUGAAGGUAAUAAUGGUCUUUGCUUGGGCUUUGAGAGUGUACCUUUGUGAGUAUUUGUAAGAAACCUAUGUGGAGUAGGAAAUAAUGUCUGCCUGCAUACCUUUUAGGAAUUUGUGAAUGGUCUCUUCAUUUAUGUAUGUUUAUCUGCAAGACUGUGUAUUCCUUAUUUUGUCACAUAUAUGUGUGUGUGUGUAUAUAUAUAUAUACACACACACACAUAUAUAUAAAAUUGCAUGGCAAGUUUUCAUUCAGUUUGACUCAUAUAAUGCUUAGAAUACUUAGAAUCAUUCUAAGGUGGAAAAACCAGUUUUAAAAAUCUUUGUCACUAAAAAAUACAUCCAAAUUGAUUAAUUUUAUUGUGGGGUUUUUUUCUGUAAUUGAUAAAAAUGUAAUGACGACGAUCUGAGUAUCAUAAAAUACUGAAUUAUUGUGACUUCAUUCUUAGAAUUAUUUUCUUAUAUUAAAGGUAUUUUGGGGGGAGGAGAUAAAAAAGCAAGUGCCCCUAAAAAGGAGAUGAAAAUUACAUGUUAGUUCCUAAGAAAAAAUCAUCUAAGACCAUUGAAGGGAAAAUGACCCACUGUGGCUCUCAAAAGUAUUUAUAUAUCAUCUCUAAAUCCUCUAAGGGAUGUGCCUUUUCUUGAACAUGGCAGAAGAGUUGAAAUCCACUUUGCAAUAUUACCUUGUGAAAAACAGGGACAUAUUUUCUCCUUAGCCCAGUAGGGUUUGACCUCAUUACUAUGGUGCUUUGGGUGAGGACCUCUUCCUGGUUAUCCUACUUUCUUGUGAACAGCUAAAAAUCCUGGGAGUCUCUAAUGUUAAGCUGCCCUUAAAGGAUAAAGCAGGGACCACCUGUCUCAGUGGGUCCAUAUUUCUUUUAAAAUGAGCUAUUUGAAGAAACUAACAGCAGUAGUUGCAGUCUUCUAAGAUAAAUCUUUCAUUUGGUACCCAUUGUGUAAAAUAUUGAUCAAUAUUCUCAAGCUUCUCUACAUCAAAUUGCCUUUGUCUAGAUGUUUCAACUCCAGUUUAUAAAGCUUACUGGUUUUCAGAGAAGAGUGUAAAACUUUUUCUAAGGCAAAUGGAAUGGCAGGAACUAUAGCAUAAGUGAUUAUUGAUAUUCCUGGGUGGACAGAUAUAAUUUAAAACAUUUUAGGGAUGUUCAGGUAGCCUGCUGUAUUUCAACUUCCCCAGGCACUAUUGUUGUCUCACAUCAUAAUUAUAUACUUGCCAUAGGAGAAAUGAUGCAAAUAUGUGAUUAUAGUGCCACCAGAUUUCUGUUAAAACCAAGGUAGUAAUCAAAAACCUGACAUUGAUAAACUACUCUUUCUUUCUCAUUUUAGAAUGAUGCAAAGAUUUCAAAUAAACCUAUACAGCAUCAACUUUUAAUGCCUAGCUGGAUUCUGAAUUCUGAGGAAAACUCUAAAAAACUUAACAAAUCUUUAAGGAAUUUUUAUUUUUCAGAUCAUAAUUUGAAAUGAUGUAUACCUUUUUGUGAUAAUUAUCAAAGCAAUUCAGAAACCAGUUUUCUACCAUUUUAGUUGAAAGACAAUAGUAGAUACAAUUGGGAUACUUGUUCUAAUUUUAGAGUAAACUUCUACUUCUGCAUCAUACCUUUUGUAGAUAAUGGAACCUAUGUAGUUCAGAAAUUCUUUGUGGUAUAUGAGAAAAGUGUUUUGUAAAUGUUGAGAAUUAUACAAAUGAUACUUGUUAUUUUCAUGUGUAUUUGUAAGAUCAUGCCCAUCCAUAGACACGUCACAUAAAGAAGACUUUCUCACCAUAACCUGUAUUUUAGUACUUUCAUCUAUUAUAAAAGUAUUAACUAUUUACUUGUAUUUUGUUAUACAUUUAUUUUUAAUGUUCAGGUGUCUGUUGUAGUAAAUUUGAAAUGAAAUCCUAUAAAACAGAAUUUGUUUAAACAUGGACCUCAUGCCAAUAUUGUUUAAUUUUUUUCUCUACAUAAUUUAAAACUACAUGAAGUAGGCCACCAAGAACUUAGCUUGAAUCCUAUGAAAUUACAGUAAUUUAAAGUUACCCAACUGAUACUUUAAUUUUCUUUAAUUAUUCAUCUUCCUUUACUGAUUUUUGAUAAAUAAUGAUGUUAGCAUUGAUAAAGUAAUAAAGAAUUUUAGGGUAUAAUUAGUAUAUCAAAAGGGAUUUAUCGACCAAAAUGGUGUCAGAUUAUAUUCAUAUUGUCAUCACAUAGUUGACAGAUUUUCUUUUGGUGGGUGAUACUCGUAUAAGCCUUUGGGUUAGUAUGUAUGUAUAUAUUCAAUACAUGUGUGUAUAUAUGUAGAUAGAUGGUAUGUUCAUCUACACACAUACAUAUAGACAUCAAGAAUUUUAUCAGUUUCUGAUCAGAAAAAGGCACAUAAAGUAAAAAUUAGUUGACCUUAUUAAAUUCAAUUCCAGAAGUAUAUUUUUUUAAUUUGGGCAUUUCUAGAAUACUUUGUUACAUAUGAAAGUACAUGAUGAAUAUUAGUAUGAUGACUCAUAUACAGUCAGAAUCUGUAUAAUGCGUACAGUUUUACAAGAUCAGAAAACAAAUUGAUGGGAGAUACAAGUUUGCUAAACCUAGCCAUUGAUAUACCUCAGUGGGGAAGGAAUUCAAAAGUAUUUUUUGUGGGUCAACAGAAAUGUUCAGUUUUUUCUCCAUGAACUUUAAUCAUUUUUCAUGUGUUCCUAUAUGUGAGUGAGCUAUAAAGUGGUCUAAUUUUUACAGCAAAAGGCCUUCUUCCUUUUCUACUCUAAUCUUCCCACUGACUUUACUGCACAGGUAUGAAAUGGUAGCCUAUUGUAUCUUCAGUAACCUUUUUUUUCCCUAGAUGACUGAAAUAUAGAUAUUUACUCCAUUUAAACCAGGUGUUAACAAGAAAAUGAUGUAAAUACUCAGGGAGGGUAUUAACUCGUCAUUUUUGCCUAAUUGGAGUAUUUAAAGUGCCAUAUCUAAGUAACUUUCAGUUUAUGAUUCUAGAGUAAAUUCAGUUUGGUAAAGGGGCUUCACACGUGGUGGUUAACAUUCAUUUUUUUAUAUUUAGAAAGAUGAAAAUGUUUUGUGGACUGAUACAUUUUUCUCUUAGUGAAUAUGAAUUGUUUAUGUAUCUCUACUGUCAUACCCUUUUUGAAAUGAAACUCAGGAAAAUACAGAGGUUCAAUUAUACUACUUUUGUCAGUGUACAAACCAGGUGUGUUUUGUUUUGUUUUUUCCUGUUGUCUGGAUAUGGCAAUAGAUUUUUUUAAAA